Schistosoma margrebowiei is the source of this 717-nucleotide messenger RNA. The record is from the annotation of a GenBank genome assembly. NCBI's taxonomy places the organism in Eukaryota, Metazoa, Platyhelminthes, Trematoda, Strigeidida, Schistosomatidae.
AUGAUUGACAAAUUCUCAACGAAAUUUGACAAUAAUCCGACAAGUAUUCAAAAAAAAUUCUCAAGAUACUGCCACACCCUUCAGAAAAUAUUCAAUUCUUCCAUUUCCAAUUCAUGUUGUUUUCAUAGAACAAUUUUUGCUCAGCAUGCUAAUGUUGCGAAAUGGACACGUCGAGUCGAUCUUUUCAGUAAAGAUUAUAUUAUUAUUCCAAUUAACGAAUGUGCACAUUGGUUUCUUGGUCUUGUCUGCUAUCCAUGGAUGGCGGGAAUGGUCAGUUACACGGCUCUUUAUCGUGAAGAAGUCUAUCAUCUCUGCCAGUUGACAGAAAAAUUUACCGAUGUCGAUCGCAUCAACUUCUCAGGCGACGAUUUAAAUUCCCUAGAUAUUGGUGAAGAAGUUAUUCAAAGUUAUUUACAAGCUGAAUGGAAUACUCGCAGAUCAGCCCAAGAUGGUGUUCUCCGCUUCGAUAAGGAUACAAUUCGAGGUUUUAGUCCUCGAGUGCCUGUUCAGAGUAACCUGGUUGAUUGUGAAAUCUACCUACUUCAUUAUGUGGAAAUGUUUUUCAAGAAACCUGUUCAAAGUUAUACGAAAGAUUAUUUCCAACACGAAAUGGCUGGUUGGUUUCCAGAAGCUACUGUCAGCCAGAAACGCGCCCAAAUCCAUGACCUUUUGGUUAACCUACGAGAGCGUACAUUGAUGGAGAAGGCUAAAAACUGA